AUGCGUUAUCCAUUCUACUCAAAAGUGCUAUCCAGAAAAUGGAACCUCUAUCAAGGUCUCAAUUUCCCCAAACAAUCCUCAACCGCUCACAAAUUAUUUCAUGCAUCUGUGAAGCGGUCAGCGAUAAAACCAUUUAUGUUGGCCGAUAUUGGAGAAGGAAUCAAAGAAUGCGAAAUCAUACAAUGGUUCGUGGAACCAGAAGCUCGGGUGGAGGAAUGGGACAAAUUAUGUGAAGUGCAAAGUGACAAAGCUUCAGUCGAGAUCACCAGUCGAUUCUCGGGUGUCAUAAAGAAACUACAUUAUGAAGCCGGGGAGAUGGCACAGGUGGGGAAACCCCUCCUGGAUAUCGAUAUACAAGGGGAGAUAGAACAAGUGGAUCCGGAUGCCAUUGGAGGGUCGACUGCUGGCGGAGAAUCGAAAGCACAAGUUGUGGACGAAUCCUCCACGGAUUACAACGUCGAUGUUCCGGGUGCUUCACAGCCAGCUGCUGAUACUCGAUCCCCUACUCCUCCAACCCCGAAAGGGAAACAUGCAUCGUUAGCAACACCAGCGGUACGGCAUCUUACUAAAGAAUUAGAUGUGGAUAUAUUAGAUGUGACAGGUACGGGCAGAGACGGUCGUGUACUCAAGGAGGAUGUACAUCAGUUUGCAAAACAGAGAGAUGGGGCUCCAUCAACAAGUCAGGAACCCUUCGUGGAGGCAGACAGCGCACCUCAGAAGGAGUUCACAACUUCUUUAACACCGAUUCAACAACAAAUGUUCAAGACCAUGACGAGGUCUCUGACUAUUCCUCACUUUCUCUACGCCGAUGAGAUUGACUUUACGAGACUCUCUCAAGUACGAGAUCGAAUUAACAAAAAAUUGACAAGCUCUCCCAUCAACGAGGUCGCCAAACUAUCUUACCUCCCCUUCAUCAUCAAAGCUGUCUCUUUGACUCUCACUCACUAUCCCAUUUUAAAUGCUCGACUCGACCUCGACCCCACCACCCAAAAACCUAUUUUAACAUGGCGUCCGCAACACAAUAUCGGCAUUGCAAUGGACACCCCCACAGGCCUCCUCGUUCCCGUUCUAAGACACGCUCACUCCACCUCUAACCUCCUCUCCAUAACUAAAUCACUCACCGCCCUCCAAACCCUCGCCACAACCUCCACCCUUGGCUCCUCCCACCUCUCCGGCGGUACCAUAACCAUUUCCAACAUUGGCAACAUUGGUGGCACCUACCUCUCCCCCAUCAUCGUCGACUCCCAACUUGCCAUCCUCGGCAUCGGCAAACUACGCACCAUCCCCGCCUUCGACGCUCACGGAAACGUCAUGCCAAAACAAGUCGUCAACUUCAGCUGGAGCGCCGACCACCGCGUAAUCGACGGUGCAACCAUGGCGCGCGCAGCCGAGAUGGUCAAAGGAUAUAUCGAAGAUCCAGAAACCAUGCUCUUGCACAUGAAAUAA
This is a messenger RNA of Sclerotinia borealis F-4128, 1446 nucleotides long. Lineage: Eukaryota; Fungi; Ascomycota; Leotiomycetes; Helotiales; Sclerotiniaceae. The record is from the annotation of a GenBank genome assembly.